This is a messenger RNA of Eriocheir sinensis (Chinese mitten crab), 2121 nucleotides long. RefSeq lists its product as uncharacterized. The record is from RefSeq and is a predicted model, not a curated record. Bases 594 to 1721 code for a protein of 375 amino acids. The transcript has a single exon. NCBI's taxonomy places the organism in Eukaryota, Metazoa, Arthropoda, Malacostraca, Decapoda, Varunidae.
GAACCAUUCCCCCCCCCCCCCCGUUGUUGAAGCAGAGUUAACUAGACAGUAUAAUUAAUAUUUUUUUUUGUUUUUUUUUCUGUUGACUGAUUGUUGGUCGCCCUAUUGCUUUGCAGUCUUAACAUUUUGUUUUUGGUGUCUUUGCAUUAACUUUUUUUUCUCUCGGUGUUCAUAACACCAGAGAACAUGUUUAGAGUAGCGCUUGUAGGGCAUAGUCAUAUUCCAAGGGAAUUGGAGGUAGAAAAGCAGGACAUUCAGGUAGAUAUUUUUCGUGCCCCGGGAGGAAAAGCCGGGAAUUUCUUUGAGGAUGACUGCAUUCAGGCAGUAUAUAAGGAGGAAAGGGAAGAGGUGGAAGGAGCGUGCGCGUGGUAAGUCUCUCGCAAAAUAAUGGAAAGUGGUAGUCUGCAAUGGCGCGGUAAUUAUCACUAGCAAACAAGUGCUUAACCUCCCUUGCUCAUGUGUUCGAAGGUAGUUUCGUUUGAGUUUAUGGGUUUUAUAUCUUUGUUUUAUUAGUUUGCUUUGAUUGUUCUCUUCUCUUUAACAGAGUAAACUGUAAAUAUUGAUACUGAGGGAACUUAGGAAAUUUUGACACAAUGGAGAAAACUGUAAAGGAAGAGAUAGCUGACUUGCUGGGUCCAUGGGAAAGUGAACACUGCCCAGACCAACAGCGUACUGACACUGACCAGGAAGACCCUAGGGCACAAACACAGUCAAAGAAAGAGCCACAAGCGGGUAACAACGUGAAAAUGGAAGAACUCGAGGAAGAGGUAGAUUUUCUAAAAACAUCAAUGUUAGAAUUAGUGGACCGAUUACGUAGAAGCCAAGAAGACUCGCCUACCAAACCACUACUUAAACCAAGGGACAUACCCAUCCUUGAGAGAAGACACCUGAAGGGAGUAGAAGGAGGAGGCAGAUUAGAGGUAUUCCUUUCCCAGAUAGAACAAUGCACCCCACGGGGGGAAGAUCGAAAAAGAAUAGCUUUGAGUCGAGUAGACGCCGAAUUAGCAGUUUACAUUCAAAGCACUCUGAAGCAUGGCCCCGUGGUGGACUGGGAAGAAUUCAAGAUAUCACUGAUCAAAGAACUAACGGAUCAGAGUAAAGGAAAGGUAUUCGAUGCCUUAAAUGACCUCAAAUACUCAUAUGAGGAAGACGCGACCGAAUUUGUCACCCAACUUAAAUGUAAAUUCGCACUCCUAGAGGUAAAAUCAAACCCAGGAGAAGUCCCCAAGAGAGAAAAAGUAAUUAAGUCAAAGCUGUUAAAGGGAAUGCCUCGAGAUAGUAGAGACAGGCUAGAAAUAUAUAUGGAUAAUCACGUGCCACUCGACACCUUUAUGGAAAAACUAGAGGUGGAACGACUAGUAGCUCAAGCAAGGAAAAAAGACAGUGUCUUUAUGGUGAAGGACGACGCUCCUCCAGCUGGUGCAUCAAGCACUGGAGCAUCACCAGUAACAUCCCCGAAGGCUGAAUCCUUGGCAGAACCUACCGCCUUAGCCUCCUAUCUCGAUCGAAUCGAGCGCAGACUAGAGCGGUGGGAAGAGCAAAAGAAACAACCUCGAGAGAGAAGGACAUCCGUGUACUGCCCGUAUUGUAGGUCCACAACACACGACGUGCAGUCAUGCUUUAAGAAUCCGCUUCCCGGUUCGUGUUUUGAUUGUUUGAGGAUGAACUGCCGAAGAGGGUACCCUGGUUGUCCAGGGAGGAAGACCUUUCAGACACGGUGACUGGCGCAAGCUAGGUCCCCAAUAAUCACAGUCAACAUCAAAAGCCAUAUGCUAGAGGCCCUGCUCGACACUGGUAGCGAAAUGUCAUUAAUCAAAGAAAGUGUGGUGCAACAACUCAAUCUCAAGGUAGUUACAGGAAAAACCAUCCCGCAAUUACAGGGUAUCACAGGGAAGAAACUCAGAAUCCUAGGGCAAACCACUACCUCCAUCAUAGUCGGUGACAACCAACCUUUAGAGGUACCCCUAGCCAUCGUACCCGAUAAUUACUUAGAACCAGCCUUGUUGUUGGGCAUGAAUGCCCUGGGAAGAGUAACCCUAACCCUUGACCACCGAAACAAGAGAGUUACCUGGAAUAAUGUCACCUACCCACUUAAAUAUCAUGAACAUCGCUACGGGAAGG